AUGCUUAUUGAAAACUCUCAGGAUGAAUUAUCAGAUAACGAAGACAUAGACUUAGUUGAGAAAAAAUACUUCACAACUAAUUCUGAACUAUCUAGAAUGAUUGAUGAAUUGACAUCGAACGAUAAUUCAAACUCUCAGAGUCAAACUAAUAAUAAUUGUAAUAUCGACGUCAAGUUACCUGAUAUUUCCUUGCCUAAAUUUAAGGGUCAGACGUCAGAGUGGCCUUCAUUCAUUCAACUCUUUGAAAAUCUGAUUACUUCUAACAAUAGCUUAACAAAUAUCAAAAAAUUGCUAUAUUUAAAAGCUUCCCUUUCUAACGAGCCCUUGCAAUUGAUAGGCGAUCUAGAACUUUGUGAUGACAAUUUUCAAAUAGCUAUAGAUACUUUAUAA
Messenger RNA from Diorhabda sublineata, 390 nucleotides. RefSeq lists its product as uncharacterized. The record is from RefSeq and is a predicted model, not a curated record. The transcript has a single exon. The coding region runs from base 1 to 390 and encodes 129 amino acids. NCBI's taxonomy places the organism in Eukaryota, Metazoa, Arthropoda, Insecta, Coleoptera, Chrysomelidae.